GUCGAAAACAUAUCGCCUCUUCUCAUCAGAUUCAUACUCUCUCUCAAAACUCUCUUUUGAAAACCCAUCGCUUCUUCUCUCUCAAAACCCUAAAUUCACUUCUCUGAAUCUAUCGCGCAUACCCAAUUCUCUGUUAAGACGGUAGAAACCCCAUGAAGUUUGAAACCGUUGAGGGUUGGGUGUUUCAACAAUGGAGGUGAAGGACAUCGUGGUUUGGGUUCGUCGAGAAGAAGGGGACAUGAACGAAUGAAUUCAACCUUAUGAUCAUCCAUACUAUUUCACACUUAAGAUAUUGCAUGGAGGGUGCAUAUCAGACAACAAAUAUGUUGGAGGCAAAACAAGCUACUUUGACAACGUGGACAAAGAUAAGAUGUCUUUUGUUGAAAUAGAUAGUAUGCUACAGGGGAUUAAUCCAGCUCAUGCUCACCAACGGAUAGAUUAUUGGUAUAGAGUUGGUGAUGAAAGAGGGUGUUUAAUGAAGUUGGAGUCUGAUUGGGAUGUUUUGGUGAUGUGUACCCCUGUACCUCUUGUGAGAUUGAUAUUUCUCUACCUUGACCACAAGGAACCAGAAGAUGAUGACUUCUUAAUAUAUGAAGAUUUGUUUGUCAUGCAACCAAGCAAUGUUUUGAUAGAAGAGGCUAGACCUAGCAAGGGAGUAGUGAUAAAAGAACAUUCAGAGGGUGUGCCUACUCAAUGUAGCAUUGCUGGCGGGAAAAAUAAUAAGGAAAAAGGAAAGCAAAAACAGCUUGAGGUUCCUAAGGUCAUGAAGCCACGUAAAAAGGUAGUUCAGCUUGCUUGGGAAGGUUCAAAUGAUAUUGGGCAGUCAUCUAAUGGUUUUGGGUCAAGUGUUGUGGAGCAGGGUAAUCUGUUGCAGAAUGUGGCUGGGAAUCUGCAAGACUUUGAUAAUUUUGAUUUUUUGGAUUUUCUACAGUCCUAUGGUGGUCAGAGGCAAGGAAGAUUGGGUUAUGAAGAUGAACCUUCAAAUAGUGAGGAUUCUGAUUACGACCCUCUACCAGAUGAUGAGGACUAUGACAAGUAUGGAGAUGAUGAGGAUGAUUAUAUUGUUGAAGAAAUUGUGGAUGAAGAAGAGCAACGAAAAAGAUCACUUCUCAAUGGUUAUGAUGGAUCAAUAAAUGGAGAAAAUAUGCUGCAAGGGGGUAAAGAAUUUAUUGACAAUGAGGAUAUGUUUGGAGGAGUAGAUUCUGAUGAAGAACCGCCCAACUACAUUGUGAACUUUGAUGGUGAGAGGGAAGAACAAGGGUUGUACUUCAACCCUAAAAUUGACAUGGUCAGACCACGGUUCCAGUUGAACAUGAUGUUUGGUAGUGUCAUGAUAUUGAGGGAUGCUCUUAGACUGAUGGCUUUACUAGGGGGAUGGGAGUAUUAG
Molecule: messenger RNA, 1387 nt
Organism: Fragaria vesca subsp. vesca
Lineage: Eukaryota; Viridiplantae; Streptophyta; Magnoliopsida; Rosales; Rosaceae
Exons: 2
Coding region: 371-1387 (338 amino acids)
Source: RefSeq, a predicted model, not a curated record